AUGGAUAUCAAAAACGGUAGCGUCACUGAUAUUUUAUCCAAGGCCAAUGCAAGGAUUCUGUUCUGUGCAUUGGAUGCGAUCGAUGGUCCGAAAAUAAUUGUGUGGGAUCCAACUCUUAUCAAACAAUUCAACUUAGUGACAACAACAGAACAAUUGAAACAGCACAAGGUUGUAUCUAUGCUGCAGCUAGAUUUUUCGCCAAGGGUACCACAAGUGGAACAUAACCAUAUCGUUUAUAUUUUAUCGACAUCUAAUUCAUCUGUAAUCAAUAAGUUAAUUGCAUGCCUCAAACACGCUAGAUCCGUUAAUGAUAGUCGUCAGCACCACGCUUUGGUAGUCCCAGAAGCCUCAUUCAUGAUUCGGGAUACGUUAAAACAGGACCGAGAAGCAAGCUCAGUCUUGAAAACACUUGAAUCACUGCCAUUGAGGCUUUUUCCACUCUACAGUGAUUUUCUCACUCUUCUUAUGGAUAAUUUGCCGUCAAAACUUCUUUUAGAUAGCGAUUGGACAGAAUUGCAAAAAUGCGCUUCAGCCGUAAGACAGCUUGAACUUUUAGUGGACUGUUUGCCCAACUUAAGGUGCAAAGGAAAAUGGGCGGCGCAGAUAGUUGAAAUUGUGAAGAAAAUGAGAACUCAGGAGGAAAUGGAGUCUUUGUCGGGGCAUAAUGAUUUUCAAAUAUCGGAUAUUAUCUUAAUCGAUAGAUGGAUUGAUCCUUUGACGCCUAUGCUGAUACAGUUAACAUACGCUGGUUUAGUUGAUGAAAUAUUUGAUAUGGGUGCCACAGGUAACAUUAAGACAUCAAAAAUAAGGAACGCAAGUGAUUCAGCUGAUGCUGCUAGUGAAAUACCCUUGCAUGACCCACUUUUUAAACUGAUCCGAGAUCUUCAUAUCAAAGACGUUGGAAAGCAAAUAGGAGAAACGCUAGUAAUGCUUCGUGACGAACGUGUGAGAUUAAAAGAAAAUCCACCGAGUGAUUCGUUAGCAGAAAGCAAAGUUUUUGUUCGCAGACUGCUUGACAUGCAAGGAAGCGAAAAACAUGCCGAUACUCAUACACUGAUUGCCGAACAUUUGAUGAGCUUUAUUCGUGAUGAUUUGCGGUACUCCACCUUUCCAAAAUUAGCAAUUGAUAUUGUACAAGGAGAAUAUGGUGACCGAGUAAUUCCGCAGCUUGAGAAUCUUAUUCUAGAAGCAUACAAUCCUUUAAUUGUUUUGCGUUUCAUCUCACUUCAAUGUAUGGUUACUGGUGGUUUCAAGAAUGCUACCAUUAGUACUUAUGAGAGACUUUUUAUCCAGAGCUAUGGUGGAUAUUACAUAUCAUUGUGGAUAAAACUGCAAGUAACUGGACUUUUGUGGGAAAGAAAUAGCAAAAUAAAAUGCGAAUAUGCUCCAUUUGAUUUCCAAACAGCAUGUCACCGGAUGUCAUGCUUUGUCGAUGAAGAGCACAGUGCAUACGGAACUACGGCAUAUCCGUAUAAUGGUUACGUACCUUUAAUUGUUCGGUAUAUCGAAACGGGUAUACGAAACAAUUGGCGAGAUUGGACAACGAUUCAGAGCGAUGAUCAUUCAACAAUGAGUCACGGCACUUAUUCCAUCAUUUUCAUUAUUGGCGGUGUUACACAGGCUGAGUUGGCAUGCCUUAGGAAAAUACGUUUUUCAAAUAAAUUGUUAAUUGUUUCAAGUGCAAUAAUAACGGGCAAUAAAUUGAUUAACUCAAUACAAAAUAGUUGA
Molecule: messenger RNA, 1728 nt
Organism: Brugia pahangi
Lineage: Eukaryota; Metazoa; Nematoda; Chromadorea; Rhabditida; Onchocercidae
Source: the annotation of a GenBank genome assembly